CUUCCGUGUUGUAUUGGCUCUAUGACAAACGUGUGUGUCAACUGCGGCGCUAUGAAGUGGAAAGGAGAAGCACCUGGCAUGUGUUGCAGUAGCGGAAAAGUGAAACUGGCAACUCUGCAAGAUCCACCGCUCUUGCUAAAAUCAUUGCUUCUAGGUGACUCAGAAACGUCUAGGCAUUUCCUUACAAAUAUUCGCAAGUACAAUUCAGCUUUUCAGAUGACAUCAAUGGGUUGCAAUGAAAUUAAGGAAACACAUGGAUGGAAUCCUUGCUUCAAAGUGCAAGGUCAAGUGUACCACCUCAUUGGAAGCCUGUGCCCUUUGCCUAAUGAAGAAUCCAAAUUUGCUCAAAUCUACUUUUUGGGUGAUGUGGAGAGAGAGAUACAAGUAUGUGCAGAGUUUUAAAUUAGCCAAAGACGUUCUCCGUGAAUAUGAUCAGCAGUACAAGGUUGUGAUUCAUGCUGACA
This is a messenger RNA of Corticium candelabrum, 464 nucleotides long. RefSeq lists its product as uncharacterized. The coding region runs from base 22 to 402 and encodes 126 amino acids. Lineage: Eukaryota; Metazoa; Porifera; Homoscleromorpha; Homosclerophorida; Plakinidae. The transcript is spliced from 2 exons. The record is from RefSeq and is a predicted model, not a curated record.